GAAAACGGAUGUAUUUUUAACCUAAUUUGUGUUGCCUAAAACUCUAUUUGCGUCUCCCCAUUUCUUUCCACCAGUUCUCAAUUCCAGCGAUGAGCUUAGCGUACGCUUCGGAUGGCGGCAGCUCCACGGAGAGCGAAGACGGCGGCAUCUACGAAGCUAAUAUUAAAUCCGAGCUUACCGUCGAUAGCUCAGCUGAAAUUGCACCUGCGUCUGAUAUUGUCAAGGCAGAAGCUGAAGUUGUCGAGUCUCCCGAAGAUGACUCACUUCUCAACGACGAACACCCGAUCGUCAAUGCCUCAACUCCAGCUACAGAGCAGCAGUCCACCGAAAUUACCACUCCGCCGUGCUGCUCGGCCUGUGGAUACCCACUACUUGUUGUCCCACAGGCCGAAAUUAUGAAGGCCGCCAACAUGCUGGACUGCAAGUGCUGUCUAUUGGUGCUACCAGAAUCGAGUUACUCCAACACACAACGAGGCGAAGCCAGAAAAGAUAUUCGCAAGUGCAAAGCAUGCACUGGUAAUGUAGUACGAGGAGCGCCACCGCUCGUGAGGCCCACGAGAGAGAAGCCUCAAAUACCGCAGAAGCUCCGGUCGACCAAAACGGAGAAGCGCAACAAAGAAGCGAGCGCCGUGUUCGUGAACAAAGUGGGGAGACUGAAAAUGGCCAAGCGUGCGUUGCUAAGGAAGCGCACGGAGGCGGCCAAGUUGAAAGCCACUAAGAGACGAGAGGAGUACGAGCAGCAGCUGGAUAAGGAAGAGAAAGACCUGGAGAGACAAUCGGCGCUGCUCAAGCGUGAAAACCCGUCGACUUUUAAUGCUCUUAUGAACGAAUUAAAGGUAAAGAAGCCCCGGACAGCUGGAGUCGGUAAGAAGAAAAAGAAAGCAGCCCCAAAGCCGCGAGCGAAGCGUAAAGCGGAGACUGAUGGGGAGCAGGCAAAGAAGAAGAAAAAGGGGCCUGCGGUGGACUUAUCCGUGUACGUGCCACCAGCUUCUUCAGCGGACGAAGUUCCAGCGCGACGUAUGCCGACGCGAUCGAGGGCGAAAACGCAGUCGCAAGAGGUUGCUGUUAAAGCGGAGCCUGACGUGAAGACGGAGCCGAAGAUGGAGAUCAAGACGGAAUAAAUCAAGCAGUUUUGAUCAUUAUUGAGUCUUUCCAAUUUUGUAUCCAUUUCUAAAUAGCUAACUUAGCUAUAUUGUCCUGGCAGGUUGGCAUCUCGACGUCGGAUCUUUAGCGUCAGUCUCUUAUCGUCGCAGCUUUGAUCACACUCGAUCGCAUCCAGCUGGACACUAUUUAUCACCGACGCAAUUACCGUCUUAAUUUCCACCAGGGCGAUGUCAGCGCCAAUACAAGCACGUGGGCCACCUAGGAAGGUAUUAAACUUGUAGCUGGACACAGGACGUAGUCUGUUGUUUGCUGUGUCGAUCCAACGCUGAGGUCGAAAUUGAGCACUGUCAGGCCCCCACACGUUCUCUCGUCUAGCCAUACUAUACAGAUCCAUCACCACUUCCGUUCCAGCAGCAACGAAUGUGCCGUCACU
Messenger RNA from Phytophthora nicotianae INRA-310, 1537 nucleotides. RefSeq lists its product as hypothetical. The coding region runs from base 90 to 1121 and encodes 343 amino acids. The transcript has a single exon. NCBI's taxonomy places the organism in Eukaryota, Oomycota, Peronosporomycetes, Peronosporales, Peronosporaceae. The record is from RefSeq and is a predicted model, not a curated record.